Messenger RNA from Penicillium canariense, 1044 nucleotides. It is a transcript of the gene encD, whose product is annotated as Fe(2+)/2-oxoglutarate-dependent oxygenase encD. The transcript is spliced from 3 exons. Gene Ontology annotation, molecular function: dioxygenase activity. The record is from RefSeq and is a predicted model, not a curated record. Bases 1 to 1044 code for a protein of 347 amino acids. NCBI's taxonomy places the organism in Eukaryota, Fungi, Ascomycota, Eurotiomycetes, Eurotiales, Aspergillaceae.
AUGUCGGCAUUAUCUGCUCCCCCCAUCCUGGAUUUCUCCGCAUUCUACGGCAGUGACAUUGAAGCAAAGGCCAAGCUGGUAGAGGAAGUGCGAAAGUGCUGCCACUACAAUGGCUUCUUCCAGAUCACCGGCCAUCGCGUCCCGCUGGACCUGCAGCGACGUGUGAUGAAAUGCUCCAAGCGGUUUUUUGAUUUACCUCUAGACGAUAAAAUGGAAAUUGACAAAAAUCUCAACUCGUUUAAUCGUGGCUACGAACUUCUCCGGUCGCAGAUGCUCGAAGUCGGCACCGGCCCGGAGCUGAAGGAGGGACUUUAUAUUGGCGAAGAGAUUCCGGAGGACCACCCCUACUUUCUGCAGAAGAAAUUGAACAGCGGUCCCAACCAAUGGCCCCAGACCGUCCCUGACAAGGACGAGUUCCAGAAGACUACAAUGGACUACUACCAUGCGGUAUUUGAGCUGGCGAAGGAUGUGCUAGGCGUGGUCGCUUUGACCUUAGGGGUGGACUCGGACUUUUUCCAACCUCUUACUACAGGAGCGGUAGCCACAAUGCGCUACUUGCAUUAUCCCGCACAACCGAAAGACGAAGACGAGACACUAAACCGUGGAAUUGGUGCCCACACAGACUUUGGCUGUGUGACUCUACUCUUACAAGACGAGGUGGAUGGCCUUCAGGUUUUGGAUGCGCCUUCCGGACAAUGGCUUGAUGUCAAGCCUGUGGAGGGAGCCUACGUCGUGAACCUAGGGGAUCUUUUCAUGCGCAUGGCGAACGACAAGUACAAGUCCAACAUCCACCGUGUGAUCAAUAAAUCGGGCCGUGAACGAUAUUCCAUUCCAUUUUUCUUCAGCGGGAACCCAGACUACCUCUGCGAGUGUCUCCCCAAUUGUCGAGCGCCGGGAGAAGCCGCGAAAUAUCCGCCUAUUACCGUCCAGGACAUGGUGACAGCGGCAUACAAAGAAAGCUACGGGCGAGCGGAGAAGUACAAAAGGGAGAUGGAAACUACGAAAUUGGAGGCGACACCCUCGGUCGCGGCAGUGGGCGCGUAG